Molecule: messenger RNA, 469 nt
Organism: Oncorhynchus kisutch (coho salmon)
Lineage: Eukaryota; Metazoa; Chordata; Actinopteri; Salmoniformes; Salmonidae
Product: Meckel syndrome type 1 protein homolog
Exons: 3
Coding region: 121-375 (84 amino acids)
Source: RefSeq, a predicted model, not a curated record
CAACCAGGCUGGCAGGCAGUUGUUACCAUGCAACCAGCUGCUGUAUACAUAGCGCGCGUGUGUGUAUGUUGCUAACCUAGCUAGUUAGCUAGCCAUCAAUAAAGUUCCCAAUGUUACAACAUGGCAGACGGCUGGAGCACCGACACCGGAGAGGCUGCCUAUCGUUCCCGGGAUGCUGUCAAAAACCUUACAAUUAAGAUCCGUAUUCAGAGAGUCACCUCCACAGCAGCCCUCUCCCAACACCUUCAGCAGCAGGUUUGGACUCAACAGGAGAGGGGAGGCAUUGAGCUGGACACCCUCAACUCACAGACUCAAUCAGCAUUCCCAGAGUAUGGUGACGCAGGUCAAGUCCAAUCCUACCUUACUGGCACAUAGGAUGGCCAAUGUCAGACACAGACGACAGGACAGACGCCCCGCUCAUUUACAAUUGCGACCUGGCCAAGAUAAAGCAAAGCAGUUCGACACAUAC